AUGUCUCGAUCCUCGAUCUCUUCUUCCAGAAACCCACCCAUCCAGAUUGACGAUGAGCUGUUUGAGGGGUACUAUAAGAACCUUAUCAGAACAUUGAAGCAACAUGUAGAUUCAAAGGAGAACUCUGCUGAACUGAUAAACCUUAGGAAGAAGGUUGUGGAGUUGGAGUUUUUGCUUUCAACGGAAAAGUCAGUUGUUGACAAGCUUGAGAAGAAGGUAAAAAAGGAGAAGGAUGUUGUUAUAAUGCUUAACAACAAAUUGGAAGCUUCCAUGCAACAAAAUUCCAUGUUGAAAGUUUUGAUUGUGAUGAUCCUAUUGGUUGUUGCACUUUAG
Lactuca saligna is the source of this 333-nucleotide messenger RNA. The record is from the annotation of a GenBank genome assembly. NCBI's taxonomy places the organism in Eukaryota, Viridiplantae, Streptophyta, Magnoliopsida, Asterales, Asteraceae.